Zea mays is the source of this 2279-nucleotide messenger RNA. RefSeq lists its product as uncharacterized. NCBI's taxonomy places the organism in Eukaryota, Viridiplantae, Streptophyta, Magnoliopsida, Poales, Poaceae. The record is from RefSeq and is marked validated. Gene Ontology annotation, molecular function: mRNA binding; metal ion binding. The transcript is spliced from 7 exons. The coding region runs from base 275 to 1630 and encodes 451 amino acids.
CUCUCCUCGCAAAAGGCCACCGCGACGCGACCGCGUACUGGGGGCGAGACGCCAGUGCAGGCAGGCAGGCAGAAGAGGAGUCGCCAGGAAGCAACCGCGAGGGAGCUGCAAGCGAGCACAGCAGCAGCGCAGAAAAAAAAUUCUGGAAUAAUUUUUCUUCCCUUUGGCUCCGUGAGGUUCCGGUGCUCGCUCGCUCGCCUGAGCUUCGAUCGAGCCCGGUCGGCGAGGCAGGCGCCCGAUCGCCGCUCUCCGGGAGCUUCCGGGGGGCCGUCGGAUGGAGCCGUACGCGGCGGCGAAGAGCGGCGGGGCCGACGCCGGCACCGGCACCGGACUGGAAGACUCGAUGCGGAGGCUGGGGCUCGGCGACGACGGGGAAGCAGGGGAGGAGAAGCUUCCGGAGCGGCCGGGCGAGGCGGACUGCGCCUACUACCUCCGCACGGGCGCCUGCGGCUACGGGGAGCGCUGCCGCUACAACCACCCCCGCGAUCGGCCGGCCCCGGUUAAUGGAGUUGGAAAGACCGCAGUUACAGUGGAGUACCCAGAGCGUCCUGGACAGCCUCUCUGUGAGUACUAUGCAAAGAAUGGCACCUGUAAAUUUGGUUCCAAUUGCAAGUUUGAUCAUCCCAGGGAGGGUGGUUUUGUACCUGUCACAUUGAACAGCGGUGGAUUCCCCCUGCGUCUGGGUGAAAAGGAAUGUUCCUAUUACAUGAAAACUGGACAUUGCAAGUUUGGAGCUACAUGUAAAUUCCAUCACCCAGAACUUGGUUUCCUUACGGAGACGCCUGGCAUGUACCCACCAGUUCAACCACCACCUAUUUCCUCCUCGCAUCCAUAUCCACAUCUUGCCAAUUGGCAAAUGGGGAGGCCUCCUGUUGUGCCAGGGUCAUUUUUACCAGGCUCGUAUCCACCAAUGGUGCUUCCACAUACAGUUAUACCAAUGCAGGGAUGGAACCCUUAUGUUCCACCUAUGAACCAAGUUACACCAGCUGGAGGACAGCAAGCUGUUCCAGUAGGGGCAUCUUAUGGUUUGUCGCACCAGGGGCCUACCUCUGCCAUGACUUAUGGCAGUCAUUAUGCGCAAUUAUAUUCUUCAUCUGGGACUUCAAGCAGCAACAUACAAGAAUAUGCCUUUCCAGAGCGACCGGGGCAGCCUGAAUGUGAACAUUACAUGAAGACUGGAACCUGUAAAUAUGGGGCAGCCUGCAAAUAUCAUCAUCCUCAAUACUUCAGUGGACCAAAGUCUAACUGCAUACUGAGCCCUCUGGGUCUCCCCCUCCGUCCUGGUUCUCAGCCAUGUGCUUACUAUGCACACCAUGGGUAUUGCAAGUUUGGGCCGACAUGCAAGUUUGAUCACCCGAUGGGUACUCCAAACUAUAGUAUUUCAACAUCUUCACUUACUGAUGUGCCAAUCGCUCCAUAUCCUCAGAGUUUCCCUGUUACUCCUAUGCCUUCAUAUCUGCCAUCUUCUGAUCUGCGUCCACAAUACACUCAAGUCAAGGAUUCCUCUGCUAAUCCACCACCAUCGCCUGGAACUACUUAUGGUCCUGUUGGGUCUAUAUCAAAGGUUUAUGCUCCCCACACGCUUAUCCGAUCCCCGGCUUCUGCAGCUGCUGGCAUGCAAGCGUCCUAAUGAGACACGGUUGAGAGCAUUAGUCCUCUCUGUCAUGAAGAUAGUUCUUGGGCAAUCUUCUCAGGUUUUUCUACCAUUGGCGGAAUGAGGUCUCGAUUCUUUUUUGCUCCAGUUCGACUUCCCAGCAAUUGUGAAUAAAGGCUGCAGCUGACAUAGAAAAGUCUCAAUAAAUGCAAAGAUAGGAAUUGGCAAGCUCAUUCACUUGCCAUUUUUCUGUCCAUCUCGGAAAUGAGAGGAGAAAAUUCUGAUUGUAGUAGGAUCCAGAGCUACGUUAUUAUCCUGUAUAAGAUGCACCGAUGCAAGGGAUUCGUAUCUGAAAGCUGAUGGGUUCUGUAGCUCAAAACCUUUUGUUUAUCUCACCAUCAUAUAUAUAGAGAGGGCAGAUCACCCUAGGUGAUGAUUAUCCACGCUGGAAUGGUUUAACAAAUCUUCAAUAAUUGUUAAACCAUUCGUGCUUUUUGUUAAACCAUCUCAGGAUGGGUGAUCAUCACCUAGGUGACGAAUAGCCAUAUAUAUGAAUAUGAGCAGCAGCUAUGACUUCACAACAUGUAUAUCUACCUAUAUAUAUGAACUGGGAACACGGCAUGUUGUAGCGAGACGCUUUGGAACCCUUGAUUGAAUCAUCUGAAACCAUUCGCUGGUCAUCCCC